Messenger RNA from Acanthochromis polyacanthus (spiny chromis), 5656 nucleotides. RefSeq names its product vestigial-like family member 2a (gene vgll2a). Gene Ontology annotation, cellular component: nucleus. NCBI's taxonomy places the organism in Eukaryota, Metazoa, Chordata, Actinopteri, Pomacentridae. The coding region runs from base 160 to 1029 and encodes 289 amino acids. The record is from RefSeq and is a predicted model, not a curated record. Gene Ontology annotation, biological process: regulation of transcription by RNA polymerase II. The transcript has 4 exons.
UCCCUCCACUCAGCCCGGCCGCAGUCCAGUGCGUAAAGAGCGCAGCGCGGAGAGCCUCUCCAAGUGUGCGUCCUCCGCCGCCGGGAUUACUGUUUCCUCUCCGUCCGGACAGAGCUGCUCUCUCAAUGAAGCUUGGUUCUUCUCCGUGAUUUCUUCGCCAUGAGCUGCCUGGAUGUGAUGUACCAAGUGUUUGGUCCUCAGCCUUAUUUCAGCUCCUACAGCCCCUAUCACCACCAGAAGCUGGCCUUGUAUUCCAAAAUGCAAGACCCCCAGGAGAGCGGCAGCCGGCUCGGCCCCCCGGGGCCCCCGACCAUCAAAGAGGAGGACAAGGAGCUGCCGCCGGGUGCCGAGUACCUGAGCUCCCGCUGCGUCCUCUUCACCUACUUCCAGGGCGACAUCAGCACGGUGGUGGACGAACAUUUCAGCCGAGCCCUGAGCCAGACGACAGCGUACCCCUCCUCGAGCAGCCACAAGGCCGUAAGAGAUGGAUCAUUUCCUAUGAGCCAGAGAAGUUUCCCUCCAUCCUUCUGGAACAGCUCCUACCAGCCGUCGGUCUCCUCCACACUGGGCAGUGCUCUGUCUGCUCCCCACACAGAGCUCUCCUUCUCAGGGGACCCAUACUCCUCCACCUCCUUGCACAGCCACCUCCACCAGCCCAGCCCCGACGCCUGGCACCCGUCCCAUCACCACCACCAUCACCACCACCACCACCCUUACUCAUUAGGGGGCGCUAUAAGCACCCAGAGCUCAGCCUACCCCCGUCCUGGAGUUCACGAGAUGUACGGCACGGCGUUCGACCCGAGAUACGGCUCGCUGCUGGUCCCAUCAGUGAGGUCGCACCAUCGGCUGACCUCUGGCAGCUCGGUACCGGGGCCCAGCGCCUCGCCCUGUGACCUCGGGGGAAAGGGAGAGUCGGGGACGGGGUCAGCCUGGAGCGGCGCCUUCACUGGGGCUGGAGCAGAGAUCGGACUCAACAUGGACACAGGUCUGCAGGCACAGGACAAGAGCAAGGAUUUGUAUUGGUUUUAGAGACCGCUGAGACUCUCUCCACCUCCCCUCCUUCUCUUCUCCUUCAGCUGUAGCCUCUUUCCUCCUCUACUCUGUUGCUCUGCUGCUGUUAUGGGAUGACUGACAGAGAAACUGACUGACAAAAACCGGUGAGACGGCAGUUCUUUGUUUAGUUUUUUUUUCUUCCUUUUUUUGCUGUAAUGGCUUCUGGUCUACUUGCAGCUCUGUGUUACGGCGGACUGUGCAGCAGCAGCGCAGCCCUGCUGAGCUGAAUGCCGUCAAUGUGGAUACAAAGCAAACGUGGAAACAAAAGUGGACUCGCAGAGAAGAAAGAGAGAGAAUCUGAUCCUGAUGGAUCUGGACAAAGACGAGACCCUUUGUGCUUCUGUAACAGGCAGGGACAACAUUCCUAAACCAGAAAAAUUCUGGGGACAGACGGACAGAGACACGUGUUGCCGGACUCGAAAGACAAGCGCCUGAAGGACUUGGCAGGACUUGCCUCACUGGGGCAACUGGUCUUAGACACUGGGAGAUUGUUAUGGCUGGAGGAAAGGCGCUGUUGCUGUUCAGGAGGCCGCACAGCAAGAACUUGGCAAACGGUGAAGGCAGGAGGAGUCGGAUCACUUUGUUUUACAAGGAGUAAUGUUCCAGCCGGACAACACGAUACAAUACAAAUGAAAUGAUCAGCUUCGGAUGGAUUUGAACUCAUAUCAAUACAUAUUCAAGCCAUGAUUCCAAACCUUUUCUGUGCCCUUGUUCUACACUGCAAACUAGUUCUACAGAGGAAUGGUUUCACAUGGGACACGUCACAACUUUAAGCAUGUUCAUACUAAAUCCUCUUUCUGAGUGUUUUUGUGAGUAAAAUUGAUGUAUACCACCAUGGUCCUACAGGGCACUGCACAAAGUUAAUAAAUACAUUUUGGAUGGUGACCAUGCAGCACUAGAAUGAAAGCAGACACAUCUUCUAAAAAGCAUUUAAUUUUCUCUCUGUCAUGUUUGACUGAUGCAUCAUUUUCUGGUAUGAAACAGAAAAAACACAUUCAUUUGCUAUCUUGAAUUAUAAAUAAUGUACAGCGCACACCGUAUACCACUAUGUAGGACAGGAUAGGAACAUGUUUUUUUUUUGUCACAUUUGGGUGCUACAUUUACAGAGGGGAACUCAGUAGGCAUGGAUUUGGUGAUUUAAAAAUCUAAAAGUCCUGACUGCAUUUCAUAAAAGAAUUCAAGCUAUUAAGAGCAGCAUUCGAUGUUGAAAUUGGAAUGUUUGGUUUCCGAUGAACUGAUCCAUACUAAUUAUACAACACAAUUUGUUGUUCUUAUAUGACAGACAUUUUUGAAAUGUUUGCUGUAAGCGAUUCUAAUCUAGUGCAGUUUUUGUGGAAUUUAACAAGUAACUCUCCACUAUCCGCGAGCUGUCUGGCGUGUGUGUGUGCUGAAGAAAACCAAAGUGGCUUAGACUGAUCUAUCAAACGCUAGUCCAGCGUCCUGUGAAAGUAGGGGGAGAGGACAUAGUGGGAGAGAGAGGGAUGGAAAUCUGACACAUGAUAACUAUCUAUAGUAGCUAAGGAUAAUGAUUAAUGAUUCAUCAGUUAAAUUGCUGUUCAUAUUUUAACUGAUGGAAAGUAUAUUAAUCCAUUACGCGGAAGUCAAAGGACAUACAUGUCAGAAAAUGCACGUGCAUUAGCUGUUUUACCUGCUUGUGCCACCAGACUGAGUGUCUUACUGUAUAAUAAGAUCAAAGUCUAGAUCAUUUCAAUCACUAUGUGCAGUUACGUGUUUACCAGCAGGGAGUAUUGUCAGGGAUUUGGUAGCAACAGGCACCAUGACAAAGACUUCUGUGGUGGUUAAUGGCUUCCAUCAAGAGCCAAGGCAUUUGAGAAGUGUCUCAAACACCAUAUGAAGCAAUGUGAGCCGUAUUUAUGAUUUUAGGGGUUAACUGAUCAUCUGAUAAUGCUGCCGACUAUCAGUGAAGAAAAUUGUUUCGAAUUUGCUUGUCUAAUGAUAUGUCUAACUAGUUCUACAUUAACAAACUCCAACAUUAUCCUGUUUAUUAAAAAAUUAGACAAAUCAAUGCUGAUUGUGACUGUCAUCGUCAUCACUGAUUGAAAUGCUUUUCAAACAAUGGUAAUAGGUGACUUAGUCCUUUUCAUUUCUCACCCAAAUGUAACCAAGUUUGAGCAUCAAUGAUGCACAUAUCUUUGACAUUGAAAUCACCAAAUCAGUGCUUACUGCCAGAUACUGACAACUGUUUCAUCUUGGUCCAAUCUGUAGCUAAUUAUACUAAACACAACUAACCUAUGUCACAGACAAUGUCCCAGAAAAUUCAGAUAGUCACAAGUUAGCUAAGAUGUUUGCAUUUGGCUGGAAAACAACUGUAGGAGGUUUCAAGGGUUUUCUGUGAAUGUGUAGAAUAUUUCCUGUAAAACUGUCUUACGGGCCAGUAACCGGAACCUCUAAUCUACUGCAGAUUCACUAAAGGCUGAUUAUUCCUACAACAGCAGCAGCACGACCACGGCUCUACACUUCACAGCAAAGUGGACUGAACUUUGCUCAGGACAUUGUAUGAACCAUUAUUUUAUGAUGAAAGCAGAGAUUUCAAAAAACAUCCCCAUGGCUGUGUCAACAUAAGAAAUGUAAACUUCACACCAGGGGCUGCUCAGAGAGAGAGAGAGAGAGAGAGAGAGAGAGAGAGAGAGAGAGAGAGAGAGAGGAGGGGUCUCUGUGAUGAAUGAGGAGAACGACGGCUAUUUGAAGCCACUUGACUCUUUCUCUCUCUGCUCUCAUGCAGCUGUCAACGACAACUGCUCUUCAGCUCUCUGAACACACACAUGCACACACCGUUCCACUGUGCAGUGCUCGAGCCAGGCCUGUGAACUUAAUAAAGGGAGCAUUUAGUGUGAGCUGAGUCCUGCCCUACUGGGACAAAUGGUGUGAUGUAAGUGGAGGGAGCAGAGGACACACACAACUGUCAAAAAGUAAUUUGUGAGUGUGGAUGUAUGUGCAGGCAUGUGUCUAUUUCUAUAGUUACAAGGAUCACAUUUUUCAAUCAGUGCAAAAAAAAGAGAAACAAUCAUUUUAUUGUUGUCGCACUUUCACUAAAUGUAAGAUUGGGAUUGGGUUUAGAUUAAAGAUUGGAGUUUGAAGAUAAUGCCAGCAUUAUUUUCUUCUCUUAUUUUCAUCAACAAAUUCUUUGAAAAGGCCAAAAUCGAUGAAUGUUCUAGCUGUGAAAUAUUGUCUGUGUGGCAACAGCCAGAUAUAGGUUCUGUCUUCUUUUGUAGUUCAAAAUCACAUGAAAGUCAUCAUGAAAGAGACAAAUUCUUUAAUUGUAAUGAAGAUGGUCUGAAAACAUUUGUGUAUCACAAAUCGACCACGCCUAGAUCCAAGCUAAGUGCUAGGUCACAUCAGAAACAUGGGACAGAAACAAAUUUUUUUUUGGCACAACAACCUCAACAACUUCAAAAAGAGGUGAAAGACGGUAAAAAAUGUGCAUAACGGAGUAAACCAAAAUUGAGUUCAGCACAAAAGCACCAAUUUUUUACUCAAAAUCACAUGUAUGAAACUGAAAUAUUUGAUUUCAGGCUGAAAUUUUGCUGUUAAAAUGCCAGUGUGACUGUGUCCUUGCACUAGGUUAUGAUAGUUUAAUGAGCUGACAGAAAUAGCUUCAUUAAUGCCCACAGUUACUGAUUAAUUCUGGAGUUCUACAGAUGCAAUUUUCAGUCAUAUUAAUUCAGAUUCAGUCCAGAAAGUUUCACCUGGCACUAAUGGCCAUUACUUCACGUCUUCUUGAUGUUUAAUACCACCAGUCACCCUCCUCCUUAUGCGCCCCUGGCAGUUAAUUUAGAAUUAAAUUGAUUCAAUACUCGUGUUUGUUUUGUAAGGAGGACAUAGUUGAAAAAAGAACAGUAUUCUUCAGAUCUAACUGUAAAUCUACUUUCUAAUGUGUAUCUGUGUCUUCAUGAACUAUUUAACCAUAAAGCAAAGUAAUGGCUCUUAUAUGACACUGUGGCUGCACACAAUAUUUAGUUAGUUGAUUAAAUUCACUCAUUGGUUUUGGGCCUUUUGGAGAGCAUGCAAAAAUUGUUGUAAAAAUAUAAAUAACUAUUCUCCAGGACUCUUUUCUCUACUCACCAAAUGUUUGCGGCUUUAUUGCCCUUAUCACAGUGAAGGCAAGCCAUCUUAGACAUUGGGUGAUUUUGGUAACAAUAACCAAAAAAUCUUUGCAAAUACAGCGAUCUGUUAUUGUGUGUGUAUGUGUUUGAAUCGACUCUCUACAGGACCAGCGCCGCAGUUCUUUACGUGAAACCGUGAUGGCAUCUACUGUGUCCUAUCUUUUCCUUUCUUCCAUCUACAUACUGUAAAUCAACAGCCACAGCAUGCAGCAGUGUUCUAUGUGAAUAUAUUGAUAUAUUGCCCAAAGUAUUGUUUCUGUUGGUCUCGCACCAGUGUAAAGUCUUUGUAUGUGUUUGCUGUUUGCCUGUAACUAUGAACUGACAGCACUAUUGGGCUCAAACAUGUCUUGACUCUCUCCUCAGUGGCUGCUGCUGUGUCAUUUCCUAAAAGCAAUGUCUGAAAAUCUAUGAAAUACCCAAAAGGUUUCAGUAUAGGUUCACUACUGAGUAAAUAAAGCACUGUUUGAUGUUAGAAACUA